CCGCUUCCUUUCUUCUCGUUUGAGCGUUCUGUGGCGAUUUCGGCGCCGAUCAAAAUGGGCCUUUCCAACGCUGCCGCGACGGUGCCGACUUUGAACGGUCUUUUGCGGGAGUCGUCGGGUCAAGAGGCGCCGGAGCUGCUCGGGAGCUAAUCGGCUAGGCUAGCGGCUUGAACGGACGCGGCGCGGCGCAUUGAGAUGCUUCUCACUGCCGGUUGACUCGGAAUUUGAAAAACAAUCGGAGUUAAACGUGGACGUCGGUGGAAUCGGUUCUAAAUGAACGGAUCUCAGCUCCAAUGAAUGUCGGAGCUCAUUUUCAUACAAUUCCGCGAAGACGCACCGGAAGUUGUUUUGUUGUUGUUGUUUUGUUUUAAAUACGAUUUCGAGCUGCUUUAAGAUGCCGCCGUGGUGUUGUUGUCAAAUGACGCGAAUGUGAGCCUGUAAACGCGACCGCGGUCUUAAAGGAACCCGAUAUUGUCUGUUUUGCGUCCCUCCUCCUGGAUCCCCCCCCCAAAAAAAAUGCACUUGAUUUGAAUGUGCGCCUGUCUGAAAAAAGGACGACCGCAUUUGUCUCGCCGUAGGAUUCCAACCAUGGACAUCCGGCCCAACCACACCAUCUACAUCAACAACAUCAACGACAAAGUCAGGAAAGAAGAGUUGAAGCGCUCGCUGUACGCGCUCCUGUCGCAGUUUGGCCAGAUCGUGGAGAUCGUGGCCAUGAAGACCAUGAAGAUGAGGGGCCAGGCCUUUGUGGUCUUCAAGGAGCUGGCCGCCGCCACCAACGCCCUGCGCCAGCUGCAGGGCUUCCCCUUCUACAACAAGCCCAUGAGGAUCCAGUACGCCAAGACGGACUCUGAGGUCAUCACCAAGGUCAAAGGGGCUCACGGUGACCGAGACAAGAAGAAGGACAAGAAGAAGAAACCUCAGGAAGCCGCCGCCCUCGCCAAGAAAGCCGCCACGGUGCCGUCGAUUCCAGCCCACAUCCCCGCCGCGCAGGUUCCCGACAACCCGCCGAACUACAUCCUGUUCCUCAGCAACCUGCCCGAGGAAACCAACGAGAUGAUGCUGUCCAUGCUCUUCAACCAGUUCCCGGGCUUCAAGGAGGUGCGUCUGGUUCCCGGCAAGCACGACAUCGCCUUCGUGGAGUUUGAAGGCGAAAUGCAGGCGGGCGUGGCCAAGGAUGCCCUGCAAGGCUUCCGGAUCACCGCCACCUGCGCCAUGAAGAUCACUUUCGCCAAGAAGUAGCGGCGGCGAGCGCCUUUUUACGGACAUUUUGGCUUUUGUUUGGUAGUUUUUUUUUUUCAGGUCCGCCUGCUUGUUUGUUGACGUGCAUGGAAUCGUUUUGUAAAUGGACAAAAUAAAAGUUGUUUUUUGUUUUUUUA
Hippocampus zosterae (dwarf seahorse) is the source of this 1379-nucleotide messenger RNA. It is a transcript of the gene snrpb2, whose product is annotated as small nuclear ribonucleoprotein polypeptide B2. The coding region runs from base 532 to 1242 and encodes 236 amino acids. Lineage: Eukaryota; Metazoa; Chordata; Actinopteri; Syngnathiformes; Syngnathidae. Gene Ontology annotation, cellular component: U1 snRNP. The transcript is spliced from 6 exons. The record is from RefSeq and is a predicted model, not a curated record. Gene Ontology annotation, biological process: mRNA splicing, via spliceosome. Gene Ontology annotation, molecular function: U1 snRNA binding.